UCACUGAUGUGCGCUAAUGAGGCUGCAGUGAUGGGCACUGACAGACACUGAUACGUGGCACUGAUGAGGAGGCACUGGUAGGUUGCACUGAUGGACAUUGACAGGCAUCGCUGAUGGGCACUGAAAGGCAGCACUGAUACAUGACACUGAUAGGCGGCACUGACCGGCACGGUUAGGCGGCACUGAUAGGCAUUUAUAGGUGACACUGACUGGCACUGAUGGGUGACAUUGAAAGGCAGCUCAGAUGGGCACUGAUAUGUGGCAUUGAUGUGUACUGGUAUGCACUGAUGGACACUGACAGGUGGCACUGCUGGGGCUACACUGAUCAUCAGGUCACACUGAUCAUCAGGGCCCUGAUGAUAAGUGUACAU
Molecule: messenger RNA, 371 nt
Organism: Staurois parvus
Lineage: Eukaryota; Metazoa; Chordata; Amphibia; Anura; Ranidae
Source: the annotation of a GenBank genome assembly